Messenger RNA from Penicillium diatomitis, 2064 nucleotides. Its product is annotated as RsfS/YbeB/iojap family protein. Bases 1 to 2064 code for a protein of 687 amino acids. Gene Ontology annotation, cellular component: mitochondrion. Gene Ontology annotation, biological process: mitochondrial proton-transporting ATP synthase complex assembly; mRNA stabilization; mitochondrial gene expression. The record is from RefSeq and is a predicted model, not a curated record. NCBI's taxonomy places the organism in Eukaryota, Fungi, Ascomycota, Eurotiomycetes, Eurotiales, Aspergillaceae. The transcript has a single exon.
AUGAGUAGAGCUUUACUGAGAGGCGCUGCGUGCCAAUCCUGUCGCCAUGAGAUUUUGCGAUCAUUCAUUGCUGUUACGGGCAUACCGAUGCCUCACAUAACCAUUUCCAGACCUCCUAGUCUCAACUCCAGAGCCUUCUCUGCCGCAUCGCCGUUGCGUUCCGAUCGUCCUCCCGCGUUCAAUCUAUCCGAUAUCAAUCAUUCACCUGUCGAAAAUGAAGAUUUACAGAGGGAAAAUGGGCGGUCUGCAUCGCACGUUCCAUGGUACCUGCAGGAAGAUAAAGAAACAGCCGAGGAACGCCUUGUGCCUGGCGAUCACAUCCCCGAGACCCCCGAAGACUCCCCCGAAAUGCUCCCAACACUUCUCGAAUACGUCUACAAAGAGGUCGGCCUCGAUCAACUGAAACUUUAUGAUUUGCGGGGCCUUGAGGCCCCUGCGGCCUUGGGCGCCAAUGUGAUCAUGGUCAUUGGAACGGCGCGCAGUGUGAAGCAUUUGAACGUCUCUGCUGACCGUCUGUGUCGCUGGCUUCGAAGUCAAUACAAGCUUUCUCCACAUGCGGAUGGACUUCUUGGACGCAAUGAAUUGAAGAUCAAACUCCGACGAAAGGCCAAACGCGCUCGUGCGGCCAGUCACGCUGGAACAACGAUUGAUGAGAAAGACGAUGGCAUCACAACUGGUUGGAUCUGUGUCAAUGCUGGAGUCGUUGAUAAGGACAUGAAGAAGACGAGUCUUGCAGAUGCUGGGCUUGAAGGCUUCGGGCAGGUAGAACUUGGAACGAACGUCGUGGUCCAGAUCUUCACGGAGGAGAAGAGAGCUGAGGUCGAUCUCGACGGUCUGUGGGAGAGGACAAUCGAACGAGACGAAAGAAAUCGGCUGAAAGACAUGUCGCAGAUUGAUUUGAGUAGACAGUCUUCGUCGGACAGUCGUGCCUCUUACAGGAUGCGCAAUCAAAACGGCCAGAGGCGCGGAUUUCACACCAUUCGGCCCAUCAUGACUUCAAGCACUGGGUCUACUAGAUCUGAAAUGAUGGCUGCAAUUACGGCAAAAGGAAUCACCGCCAAGGCCGCUGAAGUGGAAAUGGGUACGGAUUCACUGCUUCGGAUGCUUCUGUCACUCCCUCACGAGAGAGUCCGCGCUGAGCUUGGCUCUGGGCCCAACGAUCGCACCUCUACUGUCUUCUUGCAGCUCUUAUACGGAAGCCUGACUAAUACUAUGUCUGCAAAGGACCUUGCGAUCUUCCGCCUGAAGCUUCAUUCCAUUGCCAUCUCAAGGCAACACCCAGCGUACAGUAAGGAUGAGCUCUACGGAGCCUUGGAAGACUUUCUUCGUGUCGGCUAUGAGCUGGAGGAUGAAACUGCUUUUGACAUCGUCGCUGCCCUCCUAUCUGCACGAGCCGACCGAAAAAGUGGUGGACCUUCUUCGCAAUAUCUCCCCCAAGAAGAUAUUGAGCUUGCUUUCCGUGUUCUGGAGCGGCUGAGUCUACGCGGUGUGCCCAUUUUUAACUUCAAAGUCUUCAACAUGCUAUACAAAGUGGUAGAUACACCCAUCAUCAAAUCUGGCGCGACUCUGCAAGAUGAUAUGCCCGAGACCGAGCGGCCUGUCAUGGGCACUAGCGGCAAGGAAUGGACAGCCUCUCAGCGACUCAUGCUCAACCGCUUAUCCAAGAUCGUCUCAGCUGCCGAGGUCGCAUUUGACGAGGAGGAAGCCCGAAAACUCAUGAUUACCCAAUUUCAGUGCGAAGACUACGAUGGGUUCUGGCGGAUAUGGCACCAAAUACCUCUUAAGGGCACAGGGCGUACCCAGGACGAUUACCGAAAUCUAUUCCAGCUACACGCUGAUCUCGGGGAGGAGCGUCGCGCACGCGAUUGCUUAUCGACGUGGGUGCCCAUGAUGGGUAACGAAAAUCCUGUCAUUGAACUGGAGGGCCCAAUCGUUACCUCUGUUAUGCAUUGCCUCUUGGUUGCAGAACCUGAAAUCCAGCAUCGAGUCGGGGAUAGGUCUCCCAGCUUCCAUCUCGAGCUCUGGCGGCGAUGCCAGGAUGCGCUUUCACAGCCACGGUUCUGA